AUGCGCUGGCUGGUCCCACUUCAAAGUGCGUCCCACCCCAUCGUCGGCUUCGUGGAAGAGGUUCAGGGCCAAGGCCACAUCAACCGCCAGGAUUUUGGUCCGCUCUAUGAUUACGGAUUCAUGAUCAUGGUUUUCAAGGCUGUGUUCUUAAUUAUAUUGCCAUUUACGGGCUCGAGAAUGUCCGAAUACUCGAAUCUUCCAUCUUAUAAUGAAUAUACUGAUGUUUAUGCGGCAUCGACGGCGGAGCAUUGUGCUCUUCAAAGGAUUGUAGGCGAACUUGAUGAGGUUCAACAGAACAUGGAUGCCGAACACGAGUACUACACCCCAAAAAAUGUAUUCAGUCCAGAAAUUAUGAUGACCCGAAGUAUGAUUCAGCAAAAUAUAAUUGAAAGCUGUGUCGAUGAAUCGCCGUACUUUGGCUAUAAAACGGAAGCUGAUCCUCUUUAUGGAACCAUUCGAAAAGAGCCCAAAAAUGACGUGAAUGCUAAUGCGACAAUAAUUCCGCCGGCCGUGCCGGCAAGAAAUCGAAUUGGGGCCGCGUAUCCGGAUCAUUCGCUGGAGCGAAUUUUAGAAGAUUUGAAACUCCCGCAGGAGCAUAAAAGCAAAAUGAGGGAGCGUAUGGAAGCAUGGAGAGACGACCUACAACUCGAUUCCUACGACGCGGGACUUACCAUAGCCCUAAUAAUCGUCAUCGCAAUUGGCCUAAUUGGUGGUGCGCUUUUCUUUAUG
Messenger RNA from Mesorhabditis spiculigera, 729 nucleotides. Lineage: Eukaryota; Metazoa; Nematoda; Chromadorea; Rhabditida; Rhabditidae. The record is from the annotation of a GenBank genome assembly.